This is a messenger RNA of Penaeus vannamei (Pacific white shrimp), 6475 nucleotides long. Its product is annotated as MAP kinase-interacting serine/threonine-protein kinase 1. Gene Ontology annotation, biological process: protein autophosphorylation; peptidyl-serine phosphorylation; intracellular signal transduction. The record is from RefSeq and is a predicted model, not a curated record. NCBI's taxonomy places the organism in Eukaryota, Metazoa, Arthropoda, Malacostraca, Decapoda, Penaeidae. Gene Ontology annotation, molecular function: calmodulin binding; calcium/calmodulin-dependent protein kinase activity; ATP binding. Gene Ontology annotation, cellular component: cytoplasm; nucleus.
UUGGGUGCAGUUCGCCAUAAGAGAGAGAGAUGGAUAGAUAGGAGUGUCACGCGCGCCAACGGGAUCUUUUCCUACCUUUUCUAGCUUUCCCAAAGCUGGUUAAAAUCACACGGCUGGUACUACUACAUCCCAAGGGCAAGAGUGCGGCGCCAGCAAGUGUCUAAGACGUGAUAGUGCAAAAGGGCCCCACAGCGGCGGUUUUGGAGGGUCUAGUCAAGCAUCGCCAAGUGCUACUCAAGAAUCUGUGAUUUUCUUAUUUUACUUCCCCCACUGAUUGUGAUAUAUAUAAAUCUUCGCUCAUUGAUAACCUACAAACCGUCAAGAUGGUGCAAGGAGACGUUACAAGUGUUCUGAGAGACACGACCAACCUGGAGCAGGUGCGCGAGGAGGCGAAGGAGAGACGUAAGAGGAGGAAGAAGAAGCGUUCCGGCUCCACCCUUAUUGCCAGUGUCUUUAGUGAUUUGUACAAACUUACUGGUGAGGUGUUGGGACAGGGUGCAUAUGCUUCAGUGCAGACGUGUGUCAACAUCUAUACAGAUAUAGAGUAUGCAGUUAAGAUUAUAGAGAAGGUGCCAACACACAGCCGGACGCGAGUCUUCAAGGAAGUGGAGAUGUUCCACCACUGCCAGGGGCACAAGAACAUCAUCCAGCUGGUGGAGUUCUUCGAGGAGGAUGACAAGUUCUACCUGGUGUUCGAGAAGCUGUACGGCGGCCCGCUGCUGUCCCACAUCCAGAGGCGGACGCACUUCACCGAGGCGGAGGCGUCCAUGGUGAUCCGGGACCUGGCCUCGGCGCUGGCCUUCCUGCACAGCAAGGGCAUCGCCCACCGGGACCUCAAGCCCGAGAACAUCCUGUGCGUGUACCCGGACCAGCUGUGCCCCGUCAAGAUCUGCGACUUCGACCUGGGCUCCGGCAUCAAGUUCAACUCGAACCUGAGCUCCCCGGUGAUGACGCCGCAGCUGCUCACGCCCGUGGGCUCGGCGGAGUUCAUGGCGCCCGAGGUGGUCGAGGGCUUCAUCAGCGACGACGCCGGGCCCUACGACAAGCGCUGCGACCUCUGGUCGCUCGGCGUGGUCACCUACAUCCUGCUGUGCGGCUACCCGCCCUUCUGCGGCAACUGCGGCGAGGACUGUGGCUGGGAGCGGGGCGAGGCGUGCCCGCAGUGCCAGGACCUCCUGUUCAACAACAUCCAGGACGGCAGCUACGAGUUCCCGAAGCCCGAGUGGGCCUUCAUCAGCGAGGAGGCCAAGGACCUGAUCCGCAACCUGCUGGUCAAGGACGCCUCGCAGAGACUGUCUGCCGAGAUGGUGCUCAACCAUCCCUGGGUCAAGAACGGGGGCCCCACCACGCGCCUCGAGACGCCCAGUGUCAUCAGGAAGAACCACAGUGCGCAGCAGCUGUCGCUGUUCGCCGAGUCGUGCAUGGCCCUGAACCGCGUCCUUCUGCAGCAUUUCAGCAUGAACCAGGAUGAGGACAAUGAGAACCUGGACAAGGACCCGCCGUUCGGGCUGUCGCCACCCUCGGAGUCGCGGCUGGCCCAGCGGCGGCUGCGCUCGCUCAGCCUCAACACCGAGCACCUCGUUACUGCCACAGGCUAACUGGCCCCCGCGCCAGUCACUCAGGGUCAAGGGGGCUGCGCUCCACCCGAACCAGCGUGGCUGCGGCGCCCCCUUUUAUAUAGUUUUCAUCGUUGUUUUUGGCUUACACGCCCUCCAGCGCCUGGGGGACGGCCUCGCUGCUUGCGGGAGCCCCGGGCGGCCUUGUGUUAGCUGAGGGCGUGCGGAGGAACCCAAGCAGCGAGACGCCGCCGCAGGGUAAGAGGGCGGCAUACUAAGCCUCAGGUUUUUCUACCUUGUAAUAUUUACAAUAAUAUCAUAUAAUGGAGGUUUAGCCAGCUCAUUAAUGAUCAAAUACUAAAAAAAUGCCAAAAAAAUCUAUAAAAAAUAAUUGUUUAUUAAGUUUGAUAUAUAUGUAGGCACAAAAUUGAGAUAUAUUUUCAUAUGAUAAGCUUUAUUGAGUUCAGGACAUAAGCCAUCAAGUCAGUAGGAAACCCUGGAUUCGUCAAUUCUUUCUUUUUUUAUAUAUAUUUUUUGUGUGCCAAUGUCGAAAAAAAACUAUUGAGAAUCGUGGGCUACAACCAACAAAUUAAGUACAAAGUUUAUUAAAAAGAAAGAGAAAUCCUUGAAUCUGUCCUGAAUGCCACUCUAAGCUAAGGUUUCGAAAAAAAAAUGCGGUAGUGUGACAAAGUCCCCACUCCUUCCCCUCUCCUCACCCCCUCCCCUGUACCCCCUUUCCUCGUCCUUUCCCGUUCCCCAUUUUUUAUUUAAAAUUUUUAUGUCCUGUUCCUCUUGUCCUCUUAUCCUCGUCCCCCUCCCCUUCCUUCCUUCCUUCCUUCCCCACCCCUUCCCCCAUAAACCGUGGAUGUGUGUGUGUGGAUCGCAAGGCAAGGGGCAUUGUGAUAAUUUAGUGUGUAAGGUGAAAGAGGAUAACCCCCCCCCCCAGCACCUAGAGUCUCUCCUCCCCCUCCCCCCAUCCACGAGAAAUCCAGUCGUAACAGUUAAUGUAAAUGAUACAAAUACAACUUCUCCUUUGUGUGUGGUGCUUCGUAACUUAAGUUUGAUAGUCUUAAAGAUAAAAAAAAACUGAUAUUGAUAAUUCUGGAGAGGCGAAUGAAAUAACCCAGUAAGUGCCUAUACGAUUUUAGGAAAACCAUAAAUCGUUUUUUUUAUUAUAGUUAUGAUUAUGAUUCAAUAUUUUUUUCUAACCAUGAAAGGAACCUCAAUCCCCCACCCCCCAUCCCAGCCCUAAAGAAAAAGAAUAGGUAAUUUUUCAACAACUUUCAUAGUGGGACGAACAGUUUGUACUUGAUCUUUCAAAAACUUUUCCUCUCCCUUCAACAGAAACCAGAGGGUCAUUCGAUAGUCUCAUCGAGUUUGUGGUUUAGAAUUGUUUUGAUUCGGCAGGUGGUUAAAGACUAAAUUUUAACGAUUGAUGGCUCCGUUCUAGUCACGCCUGGUGAUAGAACGAGGUUUUGUACACGAGCCAGACUUGCUAUUUUUUGCGGAGGGAAAUAAUACCCCUCCAUCACCCUCCCCUUCCCUUAUUUCAACCACUUAUUUCCUCUCCCCCCCACCCCUCAAUCCGUCAAAAGAGCCUUAAAAACAGGGAAGGAAAGAUUUUAAAAAAUAAUAAGUUAAAAACCCUCUGGUUGCAAUGCUAAUAAUUGCCUAGAACUUGUCCACCUGACUGUACUUGUGUCCAAAAAGCAGGGAUUUUCAGUACGGAGGAUAGGCCUUUUGGUGGUGCCCUCCCUCCCCCUCCCCCUCCCCCAUGUUAGAAAAAAAACUGGAACACCCAAGUAAGAGAGAACAUAAUCGUAAUUGAUAAUGUAAAAAAAAAUCUAUAUAUAUUAUAAUUAGUGAUCAUGUAUGUACCUGGAAUGCCAUGCUAGAUGCAUUGGCCUUGCGUGCACGUUGCCCAGUCAUGUUGAUCCACACACAUUGGUUCCCCCCCUUCCCCCCUCUCCCCCUCUCCUCCCUCCACCCCUACACACAACCCUUGAAAAUAGGAUAUUUAGAAUUACGUUUUUGUUACUGUUUUCUAUCUUUUUUAUACAUUGGAAUAGGAGAUAUUAAAAAAAAGUAAAGUGUUGAUUACUUUUUCUGGAAUUUUGAUUGGUAUUGUCUUGGCCAAAAAAACAUCAUGUUUUUGUUUUCCUGUGGGGGUAAAAAUUUGUCACCCCCUUUAAACCCCCCUGUGAUUUUUUUAGAAUGUUUAUUUGGUUUUAUUCAUGUAUUUUUGGCUUUUUUUUCUCUCUUCUUACUGGUUUUCUACCUUGUUGUUUCAAAGGUAGCUGUAGUUGUACCUUUCAUUUAGUAAGGUAAAAGACUAGUAGGUGUUUCAAAGGAAAAAAAGAAAAAUGUUUAAAAAGUAUUUUUUCGGGGGGGGAUGUUAACCGUUGCUGUUGGUGUGGUCUCGCCUAUAUAUUUUUUUCUUCUCUCGCGCCCCCCUUCCCCUCUCCCAAGCCCUCCCCCUUAGUUAUAUAUAUACAUUAUCUCUCUCGUAUCUCUCCAUUUCGAUCCUCCAAGCUGUUAUCUCAGACAGGCUGAUUCACGAGGCGAGGGACUGGAGAGAACCUCGCCAAAUCGAGACACUUCCUUGAAAACCUUUCCGAUUGAGACGGCGCGUGGAAGGCCGACUGCGCGCUCUCGGACCUUGCCACCGCAUAUACAUGUAUUGUUAUAAAGGUCCUGUAAAAGGUCCGAGAGGUGCGGGGGUCAGUGGCGAACUUUUUCUAUAUUGUGCAGUGACUGAGGAAUAGCAUUCUUGGAGGCUAGAGAUUUUGUUGAGAGAGAGAGAGAGGGAUAAAGAGAGGGAGGAGGAAAGGUGGAGAAGGGUAGGGAUGGAUUCAGAAGUAUAUGGAUAGAGAGAGAAUGAAAGAAAGAAAAGACUUGUUGGUUGAUGACAAGGGAGAGAGAAAAAGAGAGAACUUUGUCAAAAAAGAAAAAGAAAAAAUCCUCUUUUCCUCGCGCCCCCUCGUCUCUAACGUCCAACGCAAUGGUUGGGUUUCGCGAGUACGCUCCCCCCCCUCUUCCCCCCCCAUUACAUUCCUCAUCACUUCAUCGCCAUCACUUUUUUCACCUCGACAUCACCAUCGCCAUCCGAGUCAUCCUGCUCGCCAUCCAUCACCAUCACCAUUUUUAUCUCGCCAUCAGCACCACCAUCAUCAUCGUCAUCGUCAUCGUUAGUGCAGUGAGGUGGCUCCACAUUAAAACGCUGGUCCAUGGUUUGUCAAAGCGACCACAAUCUCAUAAUUUUAGAGCCUUAAGUGUUAGUCAGGACUACUAUUACUAUUACUUUGGAAGAGAUUGUUGUAAUUAUUUUUCACACAUGUAUUAUUAAUAUUCUUUUCCUUAAUUUAUUUAAUGAAAUAUUUUUUUGUCAUUUUAUUAUUUACUCGAAUUUUUACUUCCCCUCCCCUUUUCAUCUUGAAGAAAAAAGUUUUUAUAUUCUUCAUCAUCAAAGUCAUUAUAGAAGCGUAUAGUUAUCAUUGUUAUCACAAACUUGUUCAUUAAAUCAUCAUUUUCAAAAUAAAGAAAAAAAAACAUCAUGCCAGGCUUGUUUGCCAUAAAGGUUGUUUUCAAUAAAAUGUUGAAAAUAUACAUUAGACUUUUGAGAACCAUCACACCCCCUCUUUGAAAAGAAACCUAAUAGGCCAUUUCGUCCUUAUGUAUUGAACUCGGACUGUUACUGGAGAUAGAAACCACGACACUAGAAAGUACUUCGAUGUUUAGUGAUCGAUUUUCAUAAUGUUUAGUGAUCGAAUUUCAUGCAGACUAAACUUCCGAACGAUUUCAUUACGAACGAAACACGUAUUGAAGGAAGGCCUGGGUUUUGUCAUCGUAAAUUGCUAGUACUGUUCUACUUUUUUAUUAUUCUUUUGGCUUCUGAUUCUUCAUCUGUGACAAAAAUUCAUGUGAUAGUUAGCUCAAGGAACCACCACACUGCUGUCACCUCAUGAGUCGUCUUCCCAUGUACCGCCUACAUCAACAUAGGCUGUAUGAGGAGAGAAAAAUAACAUUGAAAGAAAGAUUAAAAAAAAAAGUUAUCUAUCUGUGGCGCCCCCUCCCACCCCCCUUUUUUCUCAUUCUCAUUCGUGAGGAGGGAAGGAGGAGAAAGAAGAGGAGGUACUUAUUGUUGAAGUGAAUUUGAUAAGGGAGGAGAGUGUAUAGAGGAAGAGAAAGAAAUGGUGUAAGGAAGGUAGAAGAGAGACGGAGGAGGAGGAAGAGGGAGGUGAACGAGUGAUGUAUUUAUCUGAGCCUGUAUGUGAAAGAAGCCCCACUGUGACGGAGAAAGAGUGUAUAGUGUAUCAUUGUAUACUCCGAGCCAUACGUCCCGGGCAGUCUUAAUACACUGAGGAUGGUGAUUGGUUUUGGCUCAACACGCUCGUGACCUCCCCUUUCUCCCUCCCUCUCUGUUCUCUCGCAUCUACCCUUUCUUUUUUUUGGACUUUUCCAUCCACUCCUCUUCCCUUCUCUUCUUCCUUCUUUCUUCGCCCGUUUAUCCCUUCUUCCCUUCCUCUUCCAAUCGGCAGAGGUCGCGCAACUGCUUUCGAAAAGAAGACGAUGUGUUUCAGGAUCGUUUCUUUACCAUAUACGGAGUCAUGUUUGUAAUAAUAUCAUUUCCGCCCGUGUUAAUUUAUAUAAUUAUGUGAAUAUCUCGACAUGAAUAGGGGGAUUGUGUCCCCCUUUAUGGUAUAUAUAUAUAUAUAUGCGCGCACCCAUGUGUUGGAAUAUAUGGAGGAAGCAAGGUGCCAAGUUCUGUGAAGUAUCUCAAGUGUUUUUAAAACAAAAAAUACUUGGAAGGUGGAGUAAAAACAAAGCCAUUUCUUGUACUUGACCCUGUGCUCUGGAACACCUCAAUAAAUAGAGCUCAAGCAGGGAGGAAGUGCAAAUAAAAGUUAUCUUUUUAAUAA